AUGCUCGACAUGAUGGUGACUUGCAGAGUCGCAGCAAUAUUCUGUGUCUCCAUCACAGCAGUGCUCGGCAGGUCUGCGCCAGAGCCGUUAAGCAUCAGCCCCAGCUUUUCCUGGGAUGGCGCUGAUGGUCGAUGGUCAAGUUUCAACAUUCAAGUCGGUACUCCACCUCAACUCCUUCGCGUUCUACCAAGUACAUCAGCCAAUGCAGGAAGCGCGCCUUGGGUCAUCAUAGAUCCCGGCUGCAGUAAAGUCAACCCUUCGCUCGAGAAAUGCGCAGAUCUCCGGGGUGGCCUCUUCGAAAGCAAUAGGUCUUCUUCAUGGUCCACAGAAGGACUAGAGAACGGUGUCGACGGAGUGAUUUACAACCUACCUGCGGAUGAGGAACUUCAGAUUGGACGAGAUGGCAAUGGCUCGUAUGGUUAUGACACCGUCGGUCUUGGUAUACCUGGGUCUGGCCUACCGUCUCUGCAGCAUCAGCUCGUUGCCGGCGUUUGGGACGACAAAUACUUCGUGGGUUCACUGGGAUUGAGCCCGCUUCCGACGAACUUCUCCAACCUGCAAGAUCCCCAAUCGAGCGUGCUGGGUGCACUGGUCAACCAGUCGCUGGUUCCGUCAUCAUCAUGGGCCUACACAGCCGGCGCGUACUAUCGUGACGUGUUCGGAAGCCUGAUCUUUGGCGGCUACGACGAAACCCGCUUUCAGACAAACAACCAGACUUUCGCCUUUGAUUCCAUGGUAUCGCGCGACCUGACUGUCAGCUUGAGAUCGAUCACAUACGACACCGCUGGUGCGUCACCACUGCUGACGAGUAGUGUUGACAUCUUCAUCGAUUCUCUGGUGACAGAAAUUUGGUUACCAAUCGAGACCUGCAAUGCCUUCCAGCAGCAGUUCAAUUUGACUUGGAAUCCUCAAGGCCAGCUGUACCUGGUCGACGAAGUUGCGCAUGCUGCUCUCGUAGCUCAAAAUCCAAGCUUCACAUUUACAAUCGGCCAGUCAGGAAGCGACUCGGGUGCCACCGUUGAUAUCGUCCUCCCAUAUGCAGCAUUCGAUCAGGUGCUCUCAGAGCCAAUUGUCAGCAAUACUACGCGAUGGUUUCCGAUCAAGCAAGCGCAAAAUGCAAGUCAGCUGUUUCUUGGGCGAACCUUCUUGCAGGAAGCAUAUGUUAUUGCUGAUUAUGAUCGUCGGACCUUUUCCGUCUCCCAGGCAUUGUUCCCGGACUCAUCGGUAAAGCAGCGCCUGACAGCGAUACACCGUCCGCCAUCAGAAGGCGACGCUGGCACCCACAUCACCACAGCGAAACUUGCGGGGCUUAUCGCGUUAGCAGUCGUGGUAUCAGUCCUUUGUGUCGUCGCAUUGCUCUGGUGCCUCAGAAGAUCUCGAAAGAUGAGUCGUGAAAAUGAAGGUGGAACCACCAAUGUGAAGGAGUUGAGCUCAUCGUCGGCCUCACAUUGUGAGGUUGACGCAAGCGAGUACCAAAUAUACGAGGUCGAUACCAGACAGCGGAUGCCGGAAUUGCAGAAUGGAGAGUAUUUCUAUCGGCAUGAGUUGGAGACCAGAGAGGUCGCACAGGAGCUUCAUGGUAGUUCGGCUAGGUUCAGUGGGCAGUAA
Messenger RNA from Cercospora beticola, 1608 nucleotides. RefSeq lists its product as uncharacterized. Gene Ontology annotation, molecular function: aspartic-type endopeptidase activity. Gene Ontology annotation, cellular component: fungal-type vacuole. Gene Ontology annotation, biological process: proteolysis. NCBI's taxonomy places the organism in Eukaryota, Fungi, Ascomycota, Dothideomycetes, Mycosphaerellales, Mycosphaerellaceae. The record is from RefSeq and is a predicted model, not a curated record.